Molecule: messenger RNA, 2790 nt
Organism: Effrenium voratum
Lineage: Eukaryota; Dinophyceae; Suessiales; Symbiodiniaceae
Source: the annotation of a GenBank genome assembly
AGACACCUAUCUGGGCAGAGCCCCUUUCGCUCGGAAAGCACAUGCCGCAGUCCCCUUCCUCACUGCCGGAUCUGGCGGACCUGGAGAGCGAUGCAACGGAGUCUGUGGUGGAAAGCGUCUUCGGUAAUGGUUGGCCGGACCGGGGGCAGUUCAGCCUGCAGGAGCCUGAGGUGGAGGAAGAGGCCAAUGGCUGGGAGGUGGUGAACAUCAAGUCCAGUCGCUCCUCCUCCUUCAGUGAGAGCCAUGACAAGGGGAAGAACGAGGAGGACCUUAUGGUGGGCUGCCUCGACCCCAGCUGCGAGAAGAUCUUCGGGCCUGGGGAGCAAAGGCUGCGGUGCAGCCUUUGCGGCUUCUUCUUUUGCCACCGCCACCUCCGUAAGUGGCCUGUGAUCUUCAGCAGCGAUUGUCCAGGCAACUCCUUUCUGGACAGCCUCAACCUCCCCAAGUCCAACCCGGUGCUGCUGUGCUCGGAGUGUCGUUUUGAGCUGCUGCCAGAGCGCUUAGAGCUGACUCAGCUCAUGGAGGAGAUCCUCCAGCUGAAGAAGCUUCCCCUAGCAGCCUUGAAGCAGAAGGACGACGCCCUCAUUGAGUACAGCGCUACCUCAUCGGCACUGGAUGUCUUCAGGGAGCGGCGCGAGGACUGCGCGGUCUACAACCGCCACGGCCAGCUGUUGGCUCUCGAGGCCUCCGAGGUGGACAGCGAAAACUUCCCGCUGAGCGUGCGCUGGAAGGUCAGAGCCUCGGCGCGUCAGCUGCUGCUGCGGCUUCUGGACCAACUCAGGCGAUCCUUGCGGCCGUGGACAGAUGCGGAGCGAGACUGGGUCUUCGGCUUAGCUCGGGAGCUGGUGGAGCAGGACAUUUGCUGGUUGGCGCAGAUCUUCCGACAGACCCACUGGGACCGCAUCCGCGAGGCCAAGAGCUGUGCCGAGCUGCUGGAGCGAGUGCAUAGAGACAACAAGCUUCCAGGUCGCGAAGCGCUGCAGCUGCUGAGCACCCUGGGCCGCAACGCCUUCAGCGCCGCCAGUGUCUUGGGGGAGCGCCCGCUGGGGCUGCUGGCUGUGCACGCCGCCCAUUCCAUCAAGGCCAUGGGCGCGGCGGAAGUCGCCUGCUGCCUGGAGCUGCUGUUGGACGCGGCCCAUGAGCUCGGGUCCGCGGGCGCCACCGGGGGCUGCCGCGCCAUCCUGGGGCCCUUGCUGGCGCUGGCGAAGGAGGACGCGGCGCCCAACCGCGCCCUGUGCAACGAGUACUUCUGGGCCCUGGAGGCCCGUGCCGAAGCCAUGGCCCAGCAGCGACGAGAGACCACCACCUACGCGGACACUUGGCCAUCCGUGGCUCUGCAGGAGUUGCUGAAGGCACUGCCACAGGACAUUGAGCUGGGCCUGCUCCGGCAGCACUCAUGGGUGCGGCAUUUGGAGCGCGGGGACUAUGACUGCUGCAAGUUCGAGCCGGCCUGGGGUGAGGAGCGGAUGUUCCCUUUGGCCGUGUGGCCGCCCUACCGGAGCUGCUUGGGCCUGGAGUUCAAGCCCCGCAAGGCAGAGAGCAAGUCGGCCCCGGUGAUCGCACGGUGCUGCUUCCAUGACAGCACCAUUUCGGAGACCGCCAGGGUCACGUCCUCGGCCAUGCGGCCCAGCAGCCGGGAGGUGGCCUUGAGGCGCAAGAGCUCGGGCCUGCUGCUGAAAAAGGAUGUGGGCAUGCACAAGGAGCAGCAGGUCGGCAACACCCUGCGCUUGUUGGAGCUCUAUAUUUGGCAGGACAAAGAGCUGCAGAAGUUGCUACAGGACGAAUGCCUGGCCUUCGAGGACGUCCGCGCUACGUACACCAUCGUCAUGACGGGCCCCGGCACCGCCAUGUUGGAGUUCAUCGACGGGGCCCGCACCCUGCGGGAGGUGCGCACAGGAACGGGCUUGGACAGGUCGGUGCUGGGCACUGUGUUGCUCUUCUCCCCCGGCGAGAAGGGCACGUUGUUGACCUUCCUACGGGCCCACAAUGGCAAACCGGACCUGGCGAAGGCUUUGGCGCGGCUCAGCUUCACCGCGGCCGUCAGCGCCGUGCUGAGCUUCGUGGCCGGCCUCGGCGACAGGCACCACGAGAAUUUCAUGGUCACCGUGGACGGACGUUUGGUGCAUGUGGAUUUCGGAUAUGCGCUGGGCAGAGAGCCUUUGGACUCCCUUCUCAUCCACUUCGCUGUGCAAGGUGGGCGUCCGGCCACCACCAUCCAAUACGACGAGCUCUUCGAGGCCUUAGGCUCCGAUCUUCUCGACAGGAUCUUUUGGCCCGUGGUGCGGAAAGCCUUCCUGCGCGUGAGGCAGCACCCGGGUCUGCUGGCGGAGAUGUUUUACACCGCGCUGCUGAAGGACCGGCCCAAGGCCAAGGAGAAGUUCUGGCGCGACGCCCAGGGCUUCGUGGCGCGGAGCUGCGUCACCGCCAUGCCCACGGCCUCGGCGGAACGCUUCAUCCACUCGCUGCUGCUGCAGUGCACGCGCCAGGAGCGGGGCGCGCAGCUGCGGGAUGAGCUCAAAGGCCUGCGCCUUGGGGAGAAGACCUCAGAGGCGGUGUCCAAGGCCUGGCAGAAGGCUGGCAGCGGCACUCGCGCCGCCGCCGGCCUGGCCGCAGAGGUGGUGUCCGGUCCGGCCAUGCACCAAGUGCGAUCCGCGGCUCAACAUGUGGCCUUCGACCUCAUGGAGGGCGUGCGUGGACUCUUCGAGACCAGCCGUGGUGUCGGCUGAAGCUCGAAGCUCCUGGACCAAGGGAGUUUGUAAGCCACUUCCGGGCUUAAGUCUAUCAGGUGCA